Pangasianodon hypophthalmus (striped catfish) is the source of this 6735-nucleotide messenger RNA. RefSeq names its product kinesin family member 5C (gene kif5c). NCBI's taxonomy places the organism in Eukaryota, Metazoa, Chordata, Actinopteri, Siluriformes, Pangasiidae. Gene Ontology annotation, molecular function: microtubule motor activity; microtubule binding; ATP binding. The record is from RefSeq and is a predicted model, not a curated record. Bases 300 to 3224 code for a protein of 974 amino acids. Gene Ontology annotation, biological process: microtubule-based movement. The transcript is spliced from 26 exons.
CCUUUAAAGCCGGGAUGCUGCGCGGUACUGAUGCUGCGGUCAGUGAGACCAACAGGACCUUACUGCAUCUCUGCUCUGUGUGAUUCAUUAAAUAUCCUGCUCUAAGCACAAAGUGUGGACCAGCUGGAAAGUCUGAUUCGGUUACACUGAGGGGAAUUGCAUUUGACCAGGAUUUUCCAAGCAGUCAUGGUGGAGAUGCGUGACUGAUCCCCGCACAGGAUCAAGUCUUCCGCCGGCUUGAACUUCCUCUCAGGAGCUUCACUGAGCCUGUGUUUCUCUCCUCCUGCGCCAGGUUCGUCAUGGUGGACGCGGCAGAAUGCGGAGUCAAAGUCAUGUGCCGGUUCAGGCCACUGAACGAGUCGGAAAUCACCAGAGGAGACAAAUACAUCCCGAAAUUUAAGGGCGAGGAAACUGUCGUUAUCUCGGGUAAGCCCUAUGUGUUUGAUCGAGUUCUUCCUCCAAACACAACUCAAGAGCUGGUCUACGAUGCCUGCGCUAAACAGAUCGUUAAAGAUGUUCUUGAUGGCUACAAUGGAACCAUUUUCGCCUAUGGCCAGACUUCAUCAGGGAAGACCCAUACCAUGGAGGGGAACCUCCAUGACCCCGAUCGUAAGGGCAUUAUUCCUCGCAUCGCUCAGGACAUCUUCGACCACAUCUACUCCAUGGAUGAGAACCUUGAGUUCCAUAUCAAGGUAUCCUACUUUGAGAUUUACUUGGACAAAAUCAGAGAUCUGUUGGAUGUCUCUAAGACGAACCUUGCUGUACAUGAAGACAAAAACAGGGUACCAUAUGUCAAGGGCUGCACAGAGCGCUUUGUGUCCAGCCCUGAGGAGGUGAUGGACGUUAUCGAUGAAGGCAAAGCCAAUCGUCAUGUCGCUGUCACCAACAUGAAUGAGCACAGCUCACGCAGUCACAGCAUCUUCCUGAUUAACAUCAAGCAGGAGAACAUGGAGACGGAGAAGAAGCUGAGUGGGAAGCUCUACUUGGUGGAUCUGGCUGGAAGUGAAAAGGUCAGUAAAACAGGAGCAGAAGGAGCUGUCUUGGAUGAAGCUAAAAAUAUCAAUAAAUCUCUCUCUGCUCUGGGCAACGUCAUCUCCGCACUGGCUGAAGGAACUAAGACGCACGUGCCGUACCGAGACAGUAAGAUGACGCGAAUCCUGCAGGACUCUCUGGGUGGAAACUGCAGGACCACCAUCAUUAUCUGCUGCUCACCAUCCGUCUUCAAUGAGGCCGAGACCAAAUCCACGCUCAUGUUCGGCCAGAGAGCCAAGACCAUCAAGAACACGGUGUCAGUCAACAUGGAGUUGACGGCCGAGGAGUGGAAGAAGAAGUAUGAGAAGGAGAAGGAGAAGAACAGAGGCCUGAAGAUCAUCAUCCAGCGGCUGGAGAAUGAGCUGAAGCGCUGGAGGAGAGGCGAAGCAGUUCCUGUUGAAGAGCAGCAGAAAAGUAAGGAAAUGAAGAACUCAGAAGCCACACCCACAAUCGACAGUCUGGCUCCGCCUCCCCAACCUCUUUGUGACACGGAGAAGACUCAGUACGAAGAACUAAUCAAUGAUCUCUACCAUCAGCUUGAUGACAAGGACGAUGAGAUCAAUCAGCACAGUCAGCUGGCAGAGUCACUGAAACAGCAGAUGGUGGAUCAGGAUGAGCUGUUAGCGUCGACGCGGCACGACUGUGAGAAGCUCCAGCAGGAGCUGAUGCGUCUGCAGCGUGAGCACGAGGCAGCCAAAGAGGAGGUGAAGGAGGUGCUGCAAGCGCUGGAGGAACUCGCCGUCAACUACGACCAGAAGAGCCACGAGCUGGAGGAGAAAGGAAGGAGCAAUGUCCAGCUCACCGAUGAGUUAACACAGAAGAGUACAAUUCUAUCCACUGUACAGAGGGAUCUGGCUACGCUGCAGGAAGUGAGUGGACACCACAAGAAGAGAUCUGCAGAGAUCCUGGGCAUGCUGCUGCGAGACCUCAGUGAGAUCGGCACCGUCAUCGGCACCAGCGACCUUAAGACACAGACAGUGGAGGGUCCUGGAGCGAUGGAGGAGGAGUUCACCAUGGCACGCCUCUACAUCAGCAAGAUGAAGUCAGAGGUGAAGUCGCUGGUGAACCGCAGCAAACAGCUGGAAGGAGCUCAGGCCGAAACGGCACACAAGAUUCAAGCCAAUGAGAAAGAGCUCGCGUCCUGCCAACUCCUCAUCUCACAGCUCCAGGCCAAGAUAAAAUCCCUGAGUGACUACAUGCAGAACAUGGAGCAAAAGAAGAGACAGCUGGAGGAGAGCCAGGACUCGCUGAUGGAAGAGCUGGCUAACCUCCACGCUCAGGAAAAGAUGCAUGAGGUGUCUGUGAUGGACAAGGAGAAGGAGCAUAUGAGCAAGAUGAAGGAUGCUGAAGAGAUGAAGAAAGCGCUGCAGGAGCAGAUGGAGAGUCACCGCGAGGCCCAUCAGAAGCAGCUCUCACGACUCCGAGACGAGAUCGUCGAAAAGCAGAAGAUCCUGGAUGAGCUGAAAGAUAUGAACCAAUCUCUUCAGCUGGAGCAGAAAAAGCUCAUGUCUGACUACGACAAGCUAAGAGAGGAAGAACAGGAGAAGGACAAGAGGCUGCAGAAACUAAUUUUAUUAAAUGAGAAACGGGAACAGGCCAAGGAGGAUCUGAAGGGUCUUGAAGAGACUGUGACAAAAGAGCUCCAAACUCUCCACAAUCUGCGCAAACUCUUCAUCGACGAUCUUAACACACAUGUCAGGACAAAUGUAGAGUUGGAUUCAGAGGAGGCAGGAGGCAGCUUGGCUCUGAAACAGAAGAUCAUUUUCCUGGAGAACAAUCUGGAACAGCUCACCAAAGUCCACAAACAGUUGGUGCGUGACAAUGCAGAGCUGCGCUGCGAGCUGCCUAAGCUGGAGAAGCGUCUUCGAGCCACAGCCGAGAGAGUGAAAUCCCUUGAGACGGCAUUGAGAGAGGCGAAGGAGAACGCCAUGAGAGACCGCAAGCGCUACCAGCAGGAGGUGGAGCGAAUCAAAGAGGCGGUCAGGGCCAAAAACCAGGCCAGGAGGAGCCACACAGCACAGAUCGCCAAGCCCAUUCGCGCUGGACACCAUGCCGGACAUCACCCAGGAGCCUCUGGCUCACCGGGCCAUACCAUCAGAGGAGGGGGGGUGCAGAGCCCGCAGCGUCAUCACUACCACCAGAUGCAGGCAGCUCAGCAGCACUACCACCACAGCAGCAACAGCAGCAAAUAAACAAUGGAGGAAAAAAAGCGUAGACCUCCAUCUAGACUUCAUCUGUCCACUAGAUCACGUUUUUGUAGUUCUGGAAAACCAACACAACCGCCGAAGCCUCUGAUCACGCUCAGUACUGGACAGAAACUCUACUUCCUUAUCCUAUGGUGGAUUGGAUUUGUACUCACACACACACACACACACACACACACACGUGAAAACAAGGAGCAGUCUGUUACAUUCAAUUGCGCACAAUUAGUGUGUGUCCCAAACUUAGAGAGUUCAUUCCUGCUAGCUAAUCAUGUGAUUAGCGGCUCGUAUUUAUAACAUAAGUCAGUACAUUCAGCUAAAUCCUGACAGAAAGCACAGGACCGCUAAACACACAUGACCUCUGGCUAUAUGUUACACCUCACAGAGCUAAUGUCUUUUUCAUUGCACAAUCAUUAGAAUGUUUGUUCGCUGCUCAACGUGUUCUUCAGUGUUAAUACUGCUGUGUGUGUUAUGGGCAAUACACACGGCCACUGCAGCUACAUCAUUUAAACGCACUUGGAAUGAAAUCUGUCUGUUUUUUUAUGUUUUCUUAAAAUAGCUGAUGUUCAAGUACUAACCGGACUAGUGUUUGGGACAUCAUGUUAUCUUAGAUUUGCCAAAAAUUGACCAAAAAUACUGAUCCCCAAACUGAAAUAAUGGAGCCAUGAGAAUCUUUAACACCCUUAAGUGUAACUCGAGGGCAUUUCUGUGGUUCCGAGAAUUGGCAGCAGCUCAGUAGGUCUUUAGUUUUUAGUUUUUAUUGCCUACCUGAAGCGUGUAGAGACACAACAGGGAAUGUAGUCUGCUUUAGAACUGGCACAGUGUUGUUUUUAAAGCAGGAGACUUCAUCUGCGGUCCUGUACUACCACAGUCCAGCAGUGUGAGCGAGUGAGUGAGUGAGUGAGUAAGAGAGAGAGAUCAUCACACUGUGCUGGACUCCAAGAGCAAAAGUAAAUGCACCCUAAGAUUUAAAAUGUCUGGAUUUUUUUUUCCGCAAUUUUUUUAAUCAAUUACUUUUCAAUAUUUUUGUAUAAUUAUGGAUUUAGAUUUGGAAUUCAUUUAUUUCUUCUAAUUAUUGUUUCAUUUUUGAGAAUUAGCAUCAUUUGUAUAUUUUUGGAGAGUUUUUCAAGGAACUUGCUAAAGUAUUAUUAUUUAUUAAUGAUUUUUUUUUGUUAUAUAUUCUGACUAUAUACUUUUCAUUUUGAUUUAACAUCUCUAGCACUGUAUUUAAAAGUAGACAAUACAUUCUUUAAUGGUUUAUUUUUUUAAAUGGCUGUGAGAGAAUUGUCCGGUCAUCAUUAGCUAAAAAACAAAGGCGGACUGCAUGUAUGCGGAUGGCAAAACCUUGAAGAAUUAUUUUUAGAAGAUUUACAGUAUACGGAGAGAACAAUAUGUGUAAAAGAUCUGAUUAAAAAGGUUUGAUUACAGGUGACAGUGUGGAGACAGUAAUGAGCACUGAGCUCUGUACAAAGUAAAACACAUAAUAAGCCAUGUAGCAGUGUCGAAAAGCACAAGUUCAAACACAGACCUACAAUAUUUUGUGUCCAUGACAAAAUAAAAGUAGACAUAAUAAGGAAUAUAUUCAAUUUAUUAAAUUAUGCAUCAGAAGAUUUUUAGUUUUGUUUUGGAAAGAACAAAGUAUAUCAGCUGAAGGGGAAAUAAAGAUAUGUCUCAGUUGCUGCUGUUUGAGAGAAAAGCCAGUUCAAGUAACAAAUAAUGGUCAAUACAACUAAAAAAACAAAACAACAUGUUAAUUUUAUGUACAUGCGAUGUCACAAAAAUGAGCUGGAAUACAUCAGAAGUUUGCACCAUUAUAUUCUGCAAGAUAAUUGUUUUAUUAACAGUUAGCAUAAAAACAGUAUAUAAAGCUCUAGCUACAGAAAACUAUUAUUCAAUAACUAUUCAAACUCAAUUUGUAAACUUCUAAAACUCGCCGAUCUCAAGCAUAAAUCAGUGCUAAAACUGAAAUAUGCUCACAGUGCAUUAUUGCAUUAUGGGUAAUAGGAGCAGUUCCUUGGCAAGUGAGACUACCACAUAUGAACACUGAUAUAUUAUUGUAUAUUUUAAAAUCUUAUUAGAGCAGAUUUUAUGCUUUCUAGCAUUCGGGAUAUUUCGUAAAAUGUGUGACGUUCUGGUAGAAACACUAAUGCAUUUCCAAUGCAAAAACUUUUUGAUCAGGCCUUGUUGGUCGGAUUUGAGGUUCCUGCACAGAAAAGGAUUAAGGAAAGAGCUAUUUCACUAAUUCUUCCAUUUUACAAUCAGUAUAAGUUUUAUUUUAUUUAUUUUCUGUGUCGAUGCUGACAAGCCACUCAGAUCAUCGAGCAGAGUUCCAGGCAAAAGUGCAAAAACCUGAAUCGUUUCAUAACUACCUCAUUUACAUCAGGAUGCAUCGUUAAGUGAUUGUAUUCCUUUUGUCAUCAUGCUGACUAAUCAAUCAGCAUCUGGCUAUAGGAAAGACUGGAUCUUUUUAUUUAUUUAUUUUUUUUUACAUAAUGAGUUGUACAUUUUGCAUUUGUAAACUUUUUAAUAACUAAAUGUAUUUUUUUUUUACACUGGCUGUUUUAUCUUUUUUUUCGUAUUCAACAAAAUGCAAGAUUGUGAAUUAAAGUAUUUGUAAACCCUGAUAUACAUCUUACAGACAGCUCAGGAUUCAGCACUGAUCCCCUUUUAAAUAAGAGCACGAUGAGAUGAAGCAAGAUUUCUAAAAUGUCAUUAACUUGUUUUGGAGUUGAAAAUGGUAAUUUUUUUCUUUUUAGAUUGAUUUUGUUCUUUAUUGAAAGCUUAAAUCAAACCUUCUAAUUCACUUCCUCUGUCCAGAUGAUUGAACAGUUGGUCGCUGCAGUGUUAUGUGCCAUGUGGUGUCAUUCUCAUUGAAAUGUGAAGUUGUAAGCAGAUAUUUAUGACCAUGAUAUUGGGCAUUAUAUGAUUCCACUCCUACAAUAAAAGAUAUCCUGCUCAUCACAGAUCAGUAUCCACACACACACCUGCAGUGUUUACAGCCAUCGACUAGUCUCACGCCAUCACACUUGUACUCUGCUCUCUGUAUUUGUUCAUUAUUGGUGUGAUGGAUCACAGAUCCAUUUCGUUCCAGUAGACUUUGUCGUAAAUGUCUCGCACGUCUGUGUUUCUUGUCGAAAAUGUGUGCUGCGUUGUGCUCAUAAGUAAACACGCCUUGAGUAAACAAGCACAGAACCGAAGGAAACUCUGAGUCAGUGUAAAGACGUCCAUGUUACAUCAUCUCUGAUGGUGCUUCUAUGAGAAAUCAGUGAUUAACAGUGAUGACUUUUUAUAUUCUGUCCAUUGAGGACUGAUGAUGUGUGAUAUUAUCACUAUCAUAUCACUCUGCAGUGUUCCUUGCUCCUUCAUGUUGAUUGACUUCAGUGGUAUAAAAAUUUGGAAAUGUUCUGAUGUGAACAUACAGCUAAAGUGUACAGGAUCAGACACAGUGAUUUGUAUCUUGUAUAACUGCACGUUGCAGAAGGAAAUAAACUAAAUAAACUUU